Molecule: messenger RNA, 1110 nt
Organism: Talaromyces atroroseus
Lineage: Eukaryota; Fungi; Ascomycota; Eurotiomycetes; Eurotiales; Trichocomaceae
Exons: 3
Coding region: 1-1110 (369 amino acids)
Source: RefSeq, a predicted model, not a curated record
AUGCCGUCCAUCACAUGCGAGAAAUGCUUCCAUAAGCAAUCCCAAGAGACAACAAGUGAAGCUGUCAUAGCUAGCUUGAUGACCCUGAACGCCUACCUUCUAGCCAUCUUAAACGACCUCGAAAUCCAGUACGGCACCAUCCGUAGCCGGGAAGUUGGGAUUAUUGUUUGCGUGCUGGGAGCAGGUGCCAUACUGGGCAUGCUUGGAAUGGGCUUCUGGAUGCUCUGUCUUAUCCUGCCAUGGACGCUUGGCUGCUGGCAGUUCUGGAAGUGUGUCAGGUGCCUUUUUGAAGGCCUUGUGUACAAGUUGGUGGAUUCUCCUGAACUUGAAAAAGCCAAGAUGGCCGAUUUGGAGGGUUCUGGAUAUCGAGUGAAGCAGAUGCAUUCACAACGUGCUUACAAGACAAAGACUGAUGGAUGCUUCCAGCAAGUUGUGUUCAGACAUCCUCAAUAUCUCCCCUUCAGUCAUUCAAUCAAAAUGACUUUUCCCAAAGGAAUGCGUACAGCCCUUUCCAAAGACCCUCCACAACUCAAUGACGUGGCUACAAGCCCACCGAAGAUGAGAUUUCGACGUGCAGCACGCGAUGCAAGGAUAUACGAAUGGGUCCAAACUAAUCCUACUCCUCGUCCUCGUCCUGUUCCUCCUUCUUUAUUUGCUUCUCAUUCCAACACACAGACGACCCCGGCCUCUGCUAGCCACAAAGCCAACACUACAUCAUUCCUACAAAAAGCAGUGGCAGCAGCAGACAAACACCCGCACGCAAAAGAGACAGACCAAGCUAAGAGUCUCAACAAACUAAGCAAAGCCGUAAAGGGCGACGACGUUGACAACUGCAGUGACAGCAGCGAAAGCAGCCGCAGGGGCUUCCUCAAAUCCAUCGACUGCUGGAACGAUAUCAACGAAAAGGGAGAAGGAGAAACUCCUCAAGACGCCGCGGUGAUGGUGAACAAAUCGACCUUCUCAUCUACAGGCGCUUUGGAGGAUAUCCUGGUACUGAUUUUGUGCGCGUUGCACUGGCUUACUCUCACGAUUAUGGUGUGCAUACUGAGCGGGCUUGUGAUUGUAGCAAGGACGGGAUACAGGGUGGGAUUGCGCGAGGAUCGUGUUUGA